AUUUAUGGAACCAAAAAGGCAAAAGAAGUAUGCGUAUGAGGACUUUGAGAAGAUUAAAGUUCUUGGACAAGGGACAUAUGGAGUUGUCUCUAAAUGUAGAGAGAAACAGACAGAUAAUGUCUAUGCUAUAAAGGAUAUAAAAAUAAGCAGAGGAUUUGAAGGAAUCCCUGCUACAGCCUUAAGAGAGAUUGCAGUCUUAAAGAAUCUGAAGCAUCCCAAUGUUGUCAACCAAGUCGGUGUACUCAACCAAGGCUUCAAGAAAUUCUCUAUCAUCUUUGAGUAUGCAGAUGGGGAUUUGAAGGAUAGAGUCGAUAAGCUCAAAGAAGGUGAGUUCUUCUCAGAAGAAACUAUCAAAACAUGGAUGUAUCAAAUCUUACUUGGAACUGCUUACUGUCAUUCUCAAAUGGUAAUUCAUCGAGACUUAAAGCCUAACAAUAUCUUAAUUACAGACGAUGAUACUAUCAAAAUUGCUGACUUUGGACUUGCUAGAACUUUUAACUUACCUGUAACGUUAUAUACAAGAGAAGUAAUAUCUCUUUGGUACAGAGCUCCGGAACUAUUGCUUGGAGAAGCUGAAUAUUGUACUGGAGUCGAUAUUUGGUCAAUAGGAUGCAUAAUGUAUGAACUAAGUCACCUUACUACUUUGUUUCCAGGAGACUCUGAGAUUGGAAUGAUAAUGAAGAUCUUUUCCAUUCUAGGCUUUCCUAAAGAAGAAGGAGAAUUCCAGAAAAAUGGAUACAUCUGGCCUGGAGUCACUAAGUUAAGAUGGUUCAAACCUUCAUUCCCAAAAUUCCAAGGUGUUGAUCUAUCUAAAUUCUUCAAUAGACUUAGUGAGAAAGGAGCUGAUCUUCUCAGAAGAUUACUAGACCCAUGUCCUUACUCAAGGAUUGAAGCUCAUGAGGCCUUAAUGCAUCCGUGGUUCGAUGACUUGGACAAAUCUAAAUAUGCUGACCCGUCUGAACUGUAUGUUGGAGAUCUUCUUCAGCUUGAAGAAUAAUGAAUCU
Molecule: messenger RNA, 1004 nt
Organism: Moneuplotes crassus
Lineage: Eukaryota; Ciliophora; Spirotrichea; Euplotida; Euplotidae
Source: the annotation of a GenBank genome assembly